Molecule: messenger RNA, 1790 nt
Organism: Betta splendens (Siamese fighting fish)
Lineage: Eukaryota; Metazoa; Chordata; Actinopteri; Anabantiformes; Osphronemidae
Gene: galk2
Product: galactokinase 2
Exons: 10
Coding region: 149-1525 (458 amino acids)
Biological process (GO): carbohydrate phosphorylation; galactose metabolic process
Cellular component (GO): cytoplasm; cytosol
Molecular function (GO): galactokinase activity; ATP binding
Source: RefSeq, a predicted model, not a curated record
GUUAGACGGAUAUGUAAUCCUCUCACGCUGACCGCAGUUCAGCGACGUGGCAUCCGGUAACCUCGCGUGACAGUCAGCUGAUCUCCACCCGUGUACACAGAAGCUCCGCGCUUCCCUGUCUGACUCGAAGUUAUUCAAACAGGGAGAAAUGGCUGCAAAUCCGCCCAAGAUAAAGAUUUCGACUGCUGCUAACGAAAGGCUGCAAAAGUUGAAAACCACUUUUGAAACAAAGUAUGGAGAAGCCCCUCUCUUCUUUGCAUGUGCACCUGGAAGGGUGAACCUUAUAGGAGAGCACAUCGACUACUGUGGUUAUUCUGUGCUGCCGAUGGCCAUUGAGCAGAACAUCCUCGCAGCUGUCUCCCUAAACAACUCUGGGAAAGUCCAGCUGGCCAACACAAAUCCUCAGUACAAGGACUUCACCGUGUCCUGUUCAGAGGCCAUCGCUAUAGACCGGGACAAUCCAAAGUGGCAUUAUUAUUUUCUCUGUGGAGUUAAAGGGAUUCAGGAGAAGUUUGGGAUCGCUCCUUUAGCAGGGAUGUCAUGUGUUGUAGAUGGAACCAUUCCCCCCAGCUCUGGUCUGUCCAGUUCCAGUGCCUUAGUCUGUUGUGCUGGUCUUGUCACAAUGGAAGCGAAUCAGAAGUCCACGUCCAAGGUGGCGCUUGCUGAGAUUUGUGCCAAAUGUGAGCGCUACAUUGGCACAGAGGGGGGCGGCAUGGACCAGUCCAUCUCAUUCUUAGCAGAAAAGGGAACUGCGAAGCUGAUCGAGUUCCAGCCUCUGAGGGCCACUGAUGUUAAGCUCCCAGACGGGGCCGUGUUCGUCAUCUCCAACUGCUGUGUGGAGAUGAACAAAGCUGCUUCUUCUCAUUUCAACAUCCGCGUGGUGGAGUGUCGCAUCGCCACCAAGGUGCUGGCGCAGGCGAAGGCGCUGGAUUCUAGCAAGUUGCUGAAAUUGGCUCAGGUCCAGACGGAGCUGGGAGCGUCACUGGAGGAGAUGCUGGGUCUGGUGGAGGAAGUUCUCCAUCCUGAGCCCUACAGCCGAGAGGAGAUCUGCAGGGUGCUGGGCAUCACGUCGGAUCAGUUUUCCACAGAGCUGUUGAGCGCUAACACCCAGCAUGUAACACAUUUUAAGCUGCACCAGCGAGCCAAGCACGUGUACGGUGAAGCUGCACGGGUGCUGAAGUUUAAGAGCGUGUGUGACUCAGAACCUGCUGGAUCCGUGCGGCUGCUUGGAGACUUGAUGAACCAGAGCCACGCAAGCUGCAGAGACAUGUAUGAGUGCAGCUGCCCUGAGCUGGAUCAGCUGGUGGACAUCUGUCUGAGGUCUGGAGCUGUGGGUUCACGGCUGACUGGCGCGGGCUGGGGAGGAUGUGCCGUCUCGAUGGUUCCCAGUGAGAAGGUGGAGGCUUUUUUACAGGCUGUGAGGGAGGCCUACUACCUCCCGGAUCCGCGCAGAGCAGCGAUGGAGAAGCAAAGUUUAUUCGUCUCAAAGCCGGGUGGAGGAGCCGCAAUUUUCCUUGAGGAGUGAAAUUUAUCAGAUGGGUGCAUAGCUGAUUAUACAGUUAUACAGCUCGGGUUGAAAUUACAUUUGUCUAGGGAAAUUAAUGAUGUUUUUUUACAUUUAUAAGUGGAUUGUAAAAAAUCUAAAGGAGUAAAAGGGCCAAACGUGACUGUUUUUUACAUGAUAUGUGCUUUUUAUCACGAAUGAUUGGGGAUGUGUAAUUAACGGGUUAUGACUGUUUACUGUAAAGAACUGGAAACAAAAUAAACACAUGUAAUAUGUAUAUAUAAAA